Messenger RNA from Sitodiplosis mosellana (orange wheat blossom midge), 1252 nucleotides. RefSeq lists its product as uncharacterized. Gene Ontology annotation, biological process: protein phosphorylation. The transcript is spliced from 5 exons. NCBI's taxonomy places the organism in Eukaryota, Metazoa, Arthropoda, Insecta, Diptera, Cecidomyiidae. Gene Ontology annotation, molecular function: ATP binding; protein kinase activity. Bases 120 to 989 code for a protein of 289 amino acids. The record is from RefSeq and is a predicted model, not a curated record.
GAUUAUUCGCAUGUAUUGUGACUGAACAAAAAAAAAUUUGCCAUCAGUACUCCGUAGUUUUGUGUCGUCUUGUGUUCGUCUCUCAUUUUUAUAUUUCUAUAUUUUUAAGUAAAAAAAAAAUGGACAAAUUUGGCUACAAAAUUGUUGAAAUCAUUGGCACUGGAACGUUUGGCACGGUAUAUAAAUGCAUGGAUGACAACAACAAUGUACGCUGCAUCAAGAAAAUUCAAUUGGUAGACGCAUCGGAUGUUGUGACAAACGCACAUUUCGAAAUGAUUCAACAGGAAAUCUAUUUGUUGCAAAAUUUGGCCCAUCCGCGAAUCAUUGGACUGUAUGAAUAUUUCUGUUCAAACACUGAUAACAAGUGCAUUUACAUUGUCAUGGAAUAUGCAUCAAACGGUUCAUUGUCAAAAAUGAUAAACGAUCAGCAAACUUUUUUGGACGAAAAUAAAAUCAAACAGGUUUUAAUUGACAUAGUGCUAGGUGUUGAAUAUUUGCACAUGAAAAACGUAGUUCAUAAGGAUCUGAAACCCUGUAAUAUUUUGUUAUGCAACAACGGACGUUUGAAAAUCGCUGAUUUCGGUGUUUCAAAAAUAAAAAAUAUUGAUAAUUGCUAUUUGGAUGACGUGUUUCAACGUAAUGAAACAAAGGAAAUGGGUGGUUCACCAAUUUACAUGGCACCCGAAACAUUGAUACACAAACAUUUCAGUUUUUCCAGUGAUAUUUGGGCCCUCGGUUGUAUUUUGUAUGAACUUUGUGCACUGCAGCCGGCCUUUGGUGCAGUGCAAUCGAUGGACGAAUUAAUAAGAUGUACGUUGACCAAAGAAUACCCACCUCUAAAUCCAGACAAUGUUAGCAAGCAAAUGGUCGCUUUGUGCGCACACAUGAUGGAAGCAGACGUAAAAAGACGUGCCACAAUUAAAGAUGUCAUACGCAAUCCAGUGGUCAUUGUUGACUAUUACCACAGCUAUUUUCGAUUUGACCCAUAGUUUGGACGAGAUUUUACAUUUACAUUACAAAAAAAAUUAGUGUUAGUUCAUUGAUAUUUAUUACAUAUUAUUAUUGCAUGAAUCUUUGGAAGUCAACGACAAAAUAAUUGAAAAAUAAAAAAAAAUUGUACAGUCGAGCGAGAAAAGAAAAACUAAUCUCACGACUCUAUUGAUUGGACCAUUGUUAGAAAAUUGAUUGGACCAUUGAUUGGAGAUAUAAAUAUAUUCGUUAAAAUCAUGAAAAUUGUUCAAAUUGUUAAAAA